UCAGACGUCAGUCUCAUGUGCGAGCCUUGAGGGAACGCAAAAUUUAAAUUAUUCUUCGAGGAGUUCCUACACGGAGGGGUACUUUGUGUUGUGGUUUUGAGGUUAACCUGUUAUAUUUUCGUACAAUAAAACAACAUUGAUAGUAUAGUAUCUAUCAUUAAUGAAUAAUUGAACAACGGUUUACUAAAACAGCAUUUGAUUAAUUACUCUGCAGCUAAAAUUACAUGUAUUAAAAACCAAUAAGCACUUAAAACUUUUGAAGUUUACAAUAUAGAAAUAAGUGAAGUUAAAAUGGAAAAUGGAAGGACAAAAACUGAGUAUUUCAACCUUAAGAAAAUGCCACACAUCGUUAAAGCACUUGAUCGGAAUCAAAAAGUACACCCAAAUGUGUUGCAUGCAAUUGGAAAUACACCACUUGUAAAAUUAUCUAAAAUACCAAAAGAAGAAAAUCUGAAAUGUGAUGUUUAUGUAAAAUGUGAAUUCAUGAACCCUGGUGGUUCUGUGAAAGAUAGAAUAGCAUAUAGAAUGGUACUUGAUGCAGAGGAGAAGGGUAUAUUAGUACCGGGCAAGUCAGUUAUUAUUGAACCCACUUCGGGCAAUACUGGAAUUGGUCUUGCACUUGCCGCUGCUGUUAGAGCGUACAGGUGCAUAAUAGUGUUGCCGGAGAAAAUGUCAGAUGAAAAAGUGAACACGUUAUUGGCAUUAGGGGCAGAAAUUAUUAGAACACCCACAGAAGCAGCCUCUGAGUCACCAGAGAGUAAUAUAAUGGUCGCUAGGAAGUUGGCAAAGGAGAUACCAAAUGCAGUCUUACUUGAUCAGUAUAACAAUGUGUGCAACCCCUUAGCACACUACGACAGCACGGCUGAAGAGAUCCUGUGGUCCCUGGACGAUGAUGUGGACAUGGUGGUGGUAGGAGCUGGCACUUGCGGCACCAUCUCCGGCGUCGCCCACAAGAUCAAAGAGCGCUGCCCGAAGUGCGUGAUAGUGGGCGUAGACCCUUACGGCUCCAUUCUUGCCCAACCUGAAGAGUUGAACACCAGUGAUGUUCAAGUUUAUGAGGUGGAAGGUAUUGGAUAUGAUUUCCUACCGCGUGCCUUGGACAGAAAGGUGAUUGAUAAAUGGAUAAAAACAGAGGACAGUACCUCGCUGCCGAUGGCCCGGCGUCUCAUCAAAGAAGAGGGGCUGCUGUGUGGAAGCAGCAGUGGAUCAGCAAUGUGGGGCGCAGUGCAAGCAGCUAAAUCUCUGCGCGAGGGUCAAAGAUGUGUGGUGAUACUGCCCGACAGUAUACGAAACUAUAUGACUAAGUUUAUAUCUGACCAGUGGAUGGAGGCCCGCCACUUCAAACCGCUGCCCAAGAAUGACAAAUUAUGGUGGUGGAAUCAGUAUUUGACGGAAGACAUAUAUCAGCCAGUUACUACGUUACCUCAGUCGAGCUCGCCGUGUGAAGCACUCAACUCCCUCCGUAAGGCCUCCUCUAAAAUAUUGGCUGUGGUCAACGACAAGGGAUCAAUACAAGGCGUAUUCACAGCUGAUAACGUCAGACGUCGGCUAGCGAACUUGACGGGAUCCAUGGCCGAUACUCUGGACAAGUUUAUAGUGAAGAAGUAUUACAAAGUGGAGCUGAAGAACAAACCAACUUUGGGGGACAUCUCGCGGAUCCUCGAUAUAUCUCCGUACGUCGUUGUCACAAGCAAAGAUUCCAUAGGCAUUCAAAAACCAGUGGGAAUUUUAAGCUCCGAGGACUUGUUACUGUAUAUAUCUGCGAAUGGGAAACAUGCAAACGGCAAAUGAUUGUCUAGAACAAAAUCUAUACAUUAUAAUAUCAAUUUACAAUUAUUUUUAAUUUAAAAUCUAUUAUAUCGUUGAGGUGAUUUUAUAGGUUAUAUAGACAUAUAAUAUUUGUUUGAAACAAAUACAUACUCACACAAAAUAUUUUUGUUAAAACAAAUAAAACUUAGUAGAUUAUGAAGAUUACAAAAAAGGUAUUUUAUUGAUACUAGCUUAAGCUAUUUACUUGACUAAUUAUUAUUACUUGUCAAGGUAGGGAAUGUAUACAGUAUGUGUACUAACAGUACUAAAAGUAUGAUAAAUACUUAUGGUGCAUUUAAAUGUUUUAUAAAAUUUCUACUAAACUGCAAGUUUGUUGGAUUGUUAAAUAAUAAAACAUUAUUAUUGC
Molecule: messenger RNA, 2176 nt
Organism: Leptidea sinapis
Lineage: Eukaryota; Metazoa; Arthropoda; Insecta; Lepidoptera; Pieridae
Product: cystathionine beta-synthase
Exons: 10
Coding region: 292-1791 (499 amino acids)
Cellular component (GO): cytoplasm
Molecular function (GO): cystathionine beta-synthase activity; cysteine synthase activity
Source: RefSeq, a predicted model, not a curated record